UUUUUUUAACACAAUCUUUGGGCAAUCUCUCCAUUAUGGCUAGAAAAAAGACAGAGAAGUUUUGACAUAAUUUUGAAUGCGUUGGGCGGCAAGAUUCCCGUCAGGUUUGCAAACGCCACAACUGUCGAUUGGUUUUGGUCGUAUCCUUUUUUUCCAUGAAGGUAUCACAACAACAUUCUGUAACGUUUAUUUUUAUGCUUUAAAACGUUUUUUUGUUUGAUUGUUCAGUUGUUAGACCCUCAAAUAUUUAUUUUCUCCAAGAUAAAAAGAAGUAGUUUGUCCACUUCAGUUUCCUCCCCCGACCGUCUAACCAAAGCACAACAAAUAUGGUGCCUCUCAGAGGUUGCUUUUGAUAUUUUACCGAAAAAGUAAUCUCAGAUUAUUUUUCACGAUGGCUGACAAUGGUGCCCAAGAUUCGAAAUCGCAGCGGCAUGAGUUGCUGCUGCAAGAAAUUGAGGGCAUAGAUGAAUAUUGGGGCCCUACUUUCAGUUUCACACCUAGGUGUCAAUACAACUCUCUUUGCUCCCUCUCUGACACCUCUCAUAUGACUACUCAGGAUAAAAUUUAGUUACUGGAAAUUUGUGUCCUGUUUCAAAUGGAUCACGAUAAAGAGAGAAACUGGGACAUGGCUCACUCGGCCAGGAGACCAACUAUUUUCAACCUUAGUUUGCAACCACAGUUUGAACACUUGUUGUCAGAGUUGGAAACUAAUGAAGUUAGUGGUGUAUCUGUUGUUGUAAGAGCUAUCUACGAUGGAGACGAACAUCAGAAGUUUAUGGAGUGCCUUGACGCCCGCAUCAAAAGUCAUGACAAAGACAUCGAGCGAAUGUGCAAUUUUCAUUAUCAAGGUUUCAUUGAUUCUAUCAGAGAACUGCUGCAGGUUCGAACUCAAGCCCAGAAGCUUAAUACUGAAGUUGUACGUCUGGAUGAAGAAUUACAACAGUCAGCAAACCGAGUCAUUUCUAAGGGAGAAGAGCUUGUACAAGCAAGGCGUGUUGAGAGCAACAUUGCCUCAGCAAUUGAUAGUUUAACUAUAUGUCUUCCUGUGUUAUCUACCUAUGCUAAAUUACAGAGACAAAUGCAAGAAAAAAGAUACUACCCUGCCCUUAAAACACUGGAACAAUUAGAACAUCUAUACCUCCCAAGAGUUGCCAACUAUCAGUUUGCUCAUCAAAUGAGGGAUAGUAUUCCUAAGCUCCGUGAAAACAUCAAGGAUGCCUCAAUGUCUGACUUAAAAGACUUUCUUGAAAAUAUCAGAAAAUUCUCUCCCAAAAUUGGUGAAGUUGCCAUGAGACAUACUGCAGAGCAAAUGGGCGGAGAUCCUGGCACAGUCGGUGGGAUAAAGAAACGGAAUGUUGUACCUCCCCCUAAUCCUUUUACUGGCAAAAUUGAGACUGAUGAAAAUGAAUAUGAUGAAGAGGAUCUGAGUGCACAAGACCUCAUUGAUUUUUCACCUGUGUACAGAUGUUUGCAUAUUUUUUCGGUUCUGGGAUCAAGAGAUACAUUUGAGACAUAUUAUCGUCAGCAAAGAAAACAACAAGCCCGUCUUGUCUUGCAGCCUCCUACUAACAUGCAUGAGUCCUUAGAAGGCUACCGAACCUACAUUUAUGGAAUUGUGGGUUUCUUGGUGACUGAGGACCAUCUCCUCAACACUGGAAAUGGACUUGUGAGCAGGUCAUACUUGGAUGAACUGUGGGGCAUGGCUUUGAGUAAAAUUGUGAAUGCAUUGCGGACUCACUCUGCUUACUGUACUGAUGCAACAUUAAUGCUUAAGAUUAAGAACCUGAUAAUGUUGUUUCUCACUACUCUACAGAAUUAUGGUUAUCCUGUGAACCAACUUUUGGAACUUCUAACUGAAAUUCGAGAUCAUUAUAAUGAAGUUCUUAUGCAAAGAUGGGUACAGGUGUUUCGUGAGAUACUUGAUGAAGAAUGUUUCUUACCAAUUGAGGUUGAAACUCAGGAAGAAUAUGAUAAUGUUUUGAGUUCAUUUCCAUUUCAUGAUGAAUCAUUAGAAACUGCACCCUGCCCUAAAAUUUUUCCAUUUUCUUCCAUGGUACCAAAAGUGUAUCAGCAAGUAAAAGAAUUUAUUUAUGCCUGCCUGAAAUUUUCUGAAGACCUGAAUCUUAGUCAAGGCGAGGUGGAUGACAUGAUACGGAAAUCAACCAAUCUUCUUCUCACCAGAACUUUUUCUGGAUGUCUCACAUCCAUUUUUCGUAAACCGAGUUUGGCACUUUUGCAAGUUGUACAGAUUAUAAUUGACACUGGGUACCUUGAAAAUGCCACUGUCUUCUUGGAGGAAUUUGUAUCUAACAUUUCUGGGUCUAAUCGCACUGAUGGUCAUUUGACUCUUCGAUCCCAAGGCCAGUCAGCUAUGUUUCGAGUGGCACGCGAUGAUGCUGAGCGUCAAAUAUGUGACAAGCUUCGAGGCAAAGUUGGGGAAUUCCUUGAGCUGGAGAACUAUGAUUGGUUGCUAGUGGAACCUCAAGGCCAUGCCUCUUCAUUUGUAACAGAUCUUAUAGCUUUUCUUCAAAGUACUUUCCUUUCCUUUACAAACUUACCAGAUGAAGUUGCUCAACAAGCCUGCUGUACUGCUUGUGAACACAUAGCUAAUUCCUUGAUGGGUUUGAUGCUGAGUGAUGAUGUUAAACAAAUUUCUAUGGGUGCAUUACAGCAGAUUAAUCUGGACACCAUUCAGUGUGAACAGUUUGCGGCUUCUGAACCUGUGCCUGGUUUGGAAGAACAGGUUCUUCUGAGGUACUUUGCUGAUCUGAGACAACUCCUAGAUCUAUUCAUGACUUGGGACUGGCCGACAUACUUUCAUGACUAUGGUCAGGAGAAUAGCAAAUAUCAGCAUGUGAAUCCAAGCACUGCAACAAUUCUAGUUGAGAAGCUUCGGGAGGCAGAUAAGCGAACAAUGUUCUCUGUACUGAAAAAGAGUGAGAGAGAUAAGAAGAAACUGUUGGAGACAGUCUUGAAACAGCUUCGUCAACUGGCGCAAACCCAACAGCAGCAGCAGCAGUCCCAAACUCAACUACCACAGUCCUCUCAACUCCUUCAGCCUCAGCAACAAAUGCAGGCACCAAUUCAGUGACGGCGGCUUAGCGCUGUGUAGACAUUUUCUACACAGUGCUAUGAAUUCAAAUUCAAAAACCACAAUCAACUUGAUGUGUCCUUUUUUUUAAAUGGUAUUAUGGAGUUCCAGAAAUCAGUUUGGCAAUAUGAAAUUGACUUAUACAGUGUUUGCUGAUACUGCAAACCAUCUACCUCCUACUUCUUGCCAUUAUGAUUAUGAGAUGGAUGGAGCAUUAUUUGUAAACACUUACCAAAGACUCUUCUUAGAUAAGGUGAACCUCAGAAAAAAAAGCAAAUAAUUGGGAAACUGUGUGUUUAUAUCAUAAAAUAUAAGAGUUUUGGAUUUAUUUAGUUAAUGCUUUGGCAGCAGCAAAGAGAUAAUGUGUUAGGAAACUAAAUUUGAAUUCAGCAUAUCUGAUCAUGACAAAUAAUGUGUGUUAUAAUUCUAGGUUUCUUCCAAACAAAAAUGAAAUAAAAUAGUUGCCUUGUUUUUAUCUCUCAAAAACUAAACUCAUUAAAAUUUGUAUAAUAACUCUUAACCAGUUAAACUAUAGUGCCUUAUUAGGAGGGUUAUUAUAUCAGUAUUGUAUGAGUUUUCAUUCAGAUGGAUUUGAUAGCAAAGUGUUUUCUAUUGAAUAUUGUUAAGUGUGUAAAGUUUUCAAACAACUUUGUUGAUUUUGUAUAGUCUAUUUUACGGCAUUAAACAUCCAUGUCUUCCAAACCAAA
Frankliniella occidentalis (western flower thrips) is the source of this 3798-nucleotide messenger RNA. RefSeq names its product exocyst complex component 6 (gene Sec15). NCBI's taxonomy places the organism in Eukaryota, Metazoa, Arthropoda, Insecta, Thysanoptera, Thripidae. Gene Ontology annotation, biological process: exocytosis; intracellular protein transport; Golgi to plasma membrane transport. Gene Ontology annotation, cellular component: exocyst; membrane. The record is from RefSeq and is a predicted model, not a curated record. The coding region runs from base 596 to 3091 and encodes 831 amino acids. The transcript is spliced from 17 exons.